Anoplophora glabripennis (Asian longhorned beetle) is the source of this 10181-nucleotide messenger RNA. RefSeq names its product histone acetyltransferase KAT6A. Gene Ontology annotation, biological process: regulation of DNA-templated transcription; nucleosome assembly. Bases 681 to 9284 code for a protein of 2867 amino acids. The record is from RefSeq and is a predicted model, not a curated record. Gene Ontology annotation, molecular function: histone acetyltransferase activity; DNA binding. Gene Ontology annotation, cellular component: nucleosome; MOZ/MORF histone acetyltransferase complex. NCBI's taxonomy places the organism in Eukaryota, Metazoa, Arthropoda, Insecta, Coleoptera, Cerambycidae. The transcript is spliced from 10 exons.
UGUCACAAUAUUAACCUUUUGUUGUGAUCCCUUUGCGAUGAAUUAUGUCUAUCAUAAUUUAAUUAACCGAUUAGGUGCGUGCAAUAUGUGAAUAAGAUUCGCCCCGGUGCUCUAUUAUGUAGUGUGUAAUGAACGAGAGAUCGUUUUCAGGCGACGGCGAACGACCGCAAGCUCCUACGGAAUGUAUUACUAGUAGAAUCGAAAGCUAUUGCCGCCGGAUGGUUGGCUUGUUGUUAGCUGCGAAGUUAUUCCGUCAUUUUUUGGCAUUGUCACGUAAGUGUUUGAAGUGUGAGUGUCACAACUGUCAUCGGAUGGUCUUUUGUAACAUUGCUAAAUUGUUAAACGCGUGUUGGAGUCCGCGGUUGAGCGUAUAAAAGACGUAAAAUGUUGACCAUUUCGCUCGCCCCAAGAUGGCUACCGACGGGAUUCAUUUUGCUUGUGUACGACCAGUGAACGCGCCGUAGCAUCCAAUCGGGCCGUUACACAACGAUUUAAAGGUAUCCCAGGCAUUUAGGACGCCAAUUUUUAUCGAUUCGUAUAAUUUUGCGUGAAAUUGCCCGUUUCACAAACACGUAAAUAUAGGUUUUAGCUCCGCGCUGGGUCGGCCACCGCCGGGUACCGCGGGGCCCCUUAUUUGCGAGCGAGGCGUGAACCCUGUGUUUUGAUUGCAGUUGAACGCCAUGUGUGAGCCCGAGGAAGUGUCCCAGCAAGUGUGGACCACCUGGAUACUGGAGGCCAUAAGGAAGAUACGGUCCCAGAAGCAGCGGCCCAGCGUGGAGAGGAUUUGCCAUGCGAUCCGUCAGCACCAUAACUACCACGAAGACGUUGUCGCCGAGCACCUGGAGGCCGCUGUCAAGGAGGGUUCGGUGCUGAAGGUUUUCAACAAGGGCCAGAGCUCGUACAAGGACCCGGGCGGUCUGCAGAACAGGACCCUCAAGAUCCAGAAGGGGGUAGAUUUGACUAAAGUGGUGACUAAGGCGGUGCGGGAGUUGGGCGAACGCGACGGUUCUUCAUUAAAAUCCAUUGAAAAGUACAUUAGACAGUCACACACAGUGGAAGAAAACGCGGAGAACGACCUCAAAGGCGCCCUGCGGAUGGCCGUGAAAAGGGCACUGUCCAGGAACUUUAUUGUGUCGGACGGGAAGAACUUUAAAUAUAAUUACAACCAGCAGAGUCCCGGGGUGAAACGCAAGCUAGACACCCCCAGGAAACAGUCCGACGAUCUCAACGUACAACCCAAGACGCCGGCUCCCCUGCCCAUCUGCACGGAGUGCCUGGGCACCGAGUCCAAGAAUCGGCACGGCGUCUUCGAGAAACUAAGUGCCUGCUCCGAAUGCGGGGCCUUCGUCCACUUGUCCUGCACGUCGGCGGGGCCCGAGUUGGCCGCCCUCUUGGCCAAGGGCGGCAAGUGGUUCUGUGAGGACUGCAAGGUCUGCGACGGGUGCGGUAAUACCGGGACGUCCACCUGCCUGCUGUGCUGCUGCAGUUGCGAGCGCAAGUACCACAUGGGGUGUCUGGACCCUCCCGCGGAGAAGAAACCCAAGUGCCCGUGGAGGUGCCGGCACUGCCUCGGCCACCACGACAACGUCAAGUCGCGGAAGUCGGAGCCGGGCAGCGCGGUGCGCAAGAAAAUCGAUAAGGUCAGGGAGAAGAUAAAGGAGAAGAAUAAGAGGUCGAAGGAGGGCGCCUCGCCAGCGACGCCCAGCCCAGCGACGACGCCGGCUCCGGCAAUAACGACGACGCCUACGUCGACGACCACGAGCGCAGCGAAAGGUGCCGCACGCAAGAGUAGGGUACCGGCGUUGAGCGAAAGCGACAGCAGCGAAUUUGAGGGUACGCCAAAUCCCGCCAAAAGUACACACCACCAUCCCGACCAAACCACCAUAUCCCCCGCCCCCUCCCCCAACCCCCAUGACACUACCGAACGCUUAGAGACCCACGACCGCAUGUCCAAGGAGAAACAGAAGUUCUUCCGGCUGUCGGCCUUCAACUCCGACAAGAAGAAGGAGAAGAGGCUGCUCGAGCCCAGGAAUCAGUCCUCCGCCGCCGAUAAGCUGAAGAGGAAGGAGAGCAAAGAGAAAGACGAUGUUCAGACGCCGGAUAAGGUAGAGAAACCAGUACCGGUCGAUAAGAAGAAUGAGGUCGAGAGGAAACCAGUAAAAAAGGUGCAGGAACCGGUGAAAAGGAACGAUAAAGUUGACCCAAAGACGAAGAACGGCAAGAUAAGCGCAGCAAAUGAGAAAACUAAGAAAGAGACCACCCCCCAACCUGCGGCCAAGUUGGCUGUGAAACCAAAACAGGAUAAAGUGGUACCGGUCAAGAAGAAGUUGCCUCCAAGGAACCAGAAAAACGUGGAGGUGCCGAAACCAGAGGAAAAGGAAGUGGAAGAACAAGAAGAGAGUUCUUCUUCCAGUGAGACGUCUUCGAGUAGUACUUGUUCCUCUGAUUCCGACGAUUCAGACUCAUCUGUGAUCGACUCGGAUUCUAGAACUAGCAUAAGGAACCUAAAAAUCCCGCAGAUAUACAGUGUCGGCAGCGAGAAGAAAGAGACUUUCGGCAGCAUAAGUGGAAUCACGGUAGACAAAGACGGGCCGUGGGGUUUCGCAGCAGCGGCAGCUGAAGCUCACAAGAAAACCACGAGCAAAACAGGGGACCCACCGUUUAAUAACGACAAGAAGUCCGAAAACUUGUUCAUUACGGUCUUAAAAGAAGAAGGCCUUCUAAAGGACGACAAAGACGACUCCUCGUUGCCGGCCAGCGAGAAAUCGUUAUCGGACAAGUCCCAAAAGAGCCAACCCGGGUUCGGGCAGCUGAAAGGCCUCUUCGACGGAUUAUCUCACUGGUUCGCGCCCCCCACCAUGAACAGAGUGAGCAGAACCCAACCGAACUAUAACCCGAACAGGCGAAAGCCCAAAGAGGACGCCCCCGCGGAGGAGAGCAAGGCGGUGGAGGAGAAACCGGCGGAGAAGAAACCGACAGUUGAAGAUAGAAGGCAGCAGAGCCGUCCCAAAGCCAACAACUCCGAUCCCCACCCGCGAGCCUCCCGUCCCUUUCCCAGUUCCACUCCCGUCCCCCACACAGAUGAGCAUGGGCCGCCGUCCGUCAUGACGCCGUCUGGGCUUGUUAAGACGGCGGUAAACUCGAAACAGCACGAGAGAAGGAAGUUGGUAAAAUCCGAAGGUGUCGGCGCGCCAAACAAUGCCCAAAAAACAAACGGUGACGAUGUUGUGCGUACCAUGAAAAAGCGCAGUCAUGUUGCCGCCGCCCCCGCGGCAAACCCACUGCCGCCGUUUACCAACAAUCAGACGGACAUGAAGCCACCCCAGUUACCCCCGGGCGUCACCCAGAAAGACGUGGAGCUCUUCAAGGAGACGAGGGAGAAGGCCGCGGCUGCCACGGCUGCUCUUCUACCCGUCGUUCCUCCCGAAGCCCCCGCCCCGGUUGUUAUCGUGUCCCCCUCGCAGUGCAUGGCGGCCCAAGGCAGGUGUCCUGCGGCUAUCGAGUUUGGCAAGUACGAGAUCCAGACGUGGUACUCGAGCCCGUUCCCCCAGGAGUACGCCCGGCUGCCCAAGCUCUUCCUCUGCGAGUUCUGCCUUAAAUAUACCAAGAGCAAGGCGGUACUGGAGCGCCACCAGGACAAGUGUACCUGGCGGCACCCGCCGGCCACCGAGAUUUACCGUUGCAAGGACCUGUCGGUGUUUGAGGUGGACGGCAACGUUAAUAAGAUCUAUUGCCAGAACCUGUGUCUGUUGGCGAAGUUAUUCUUGGACCAUAAGACUUUGUACUACGACGUGGAACCGUUUCUGUUUUACGUGUUGACGAAGAACGACAAGAAGGGGUGCCAUCUGGUAGGGUAUUUCUCGAAGGAGAAGCACUGCGUGCAGAAGUAUAACGUGUCCUGUAUUAUGACGAUGCCGCAGUACCAGAGGCAGGGAUACGGGAGGUUCCUGAUAGAUUUUAGUUAUUUGCUUUCCAAAGAAGAGGGUCAACCCGGAACACCGGAAAAACCACUCUCCGAUCUCGGCAGAGUUUCCUACUACGCCUAUUGGAAGUCCGUCGUGCUGGAAUACCUCCACGCCCACCGUACCGAGAAACUCAAGCUGACCGACGUCAGUCGGGAGACGGGCAUGUACUGCCACGACAUCGCCCUGGCUCUGCAGCUGCUCGGUUUCAUCAAAUACAUGCCUACCGACGACGGACACAGACCUUUCAUAUGCGCCGAUUGGGCCAAAGUGGACAGUCACGCCCAGAGGGUGUCCAAGUCCAAGAUGAGGAUCCCCAUCGAUCACGAGUGCCUCAGGUGGACGCCCCUGCUCAACACCACGGUGAAUCCGUUCAGGGAACCGAAAUCGGACGAAGAGAAGGAACAGGGCCUGGCGGAAACGGCGGACAUAGUCGUGCCGAUGCCCGAGAAGAUAAUUAUAGAGACCCAGCAAGGCGUGAAACUUAAAAGGGGCAAGAAGAGGAAGAUAUCCACCGCCCCUCCUAGGACGCCCAAGACGCCCAAGCUGCCUGUCGUCGUUCCCGUGGAAAACAACGAAAAUACGGAAGAAGUGGAGAUCACGUCGUCGGGUAGGAAACGUACCAGGCCGAGUAAAUUCAAUGAAACGACAUACGCCGACAUUAAGCAUAAGAGUUCCAGCGACGUUAACUCGAAGAGGAAACGGAACGAUUCUGCCAUUAACGGUAAAGAUGGAGAGACGGAGAAGAAGAAGGCGAAAGUCGAUACACCUUCAGUUAAAAGUGAAAUGGUACCAGUUCAAGUGGAAACGACUCCAAACGAGUCCAAGACGCCUCGAAGGGGUGCUCCGAAGGUGGUGGAGGAGACUCCUAAACGGCCACCAGAGGUUGUGGAAGACACUCCCAAAACCAAUUCCGCAACAAGGCCAAAGAGGGGAGCGGCGCAUACCAAAGAAAAAGUGGUGGGCGAGCGGUGGUCGCAGCGUAGAGUGAAGAAACAACAGGAACUGGAAAAACAACAGGAAUUAGAGAAAGGCAAGCAACUUGCGACGGAAAAUGUGAAGGAAAAAGAACAGGAAAUCAAACCCGUACAGCGACCUGUUGAAAACGCAAAGGAAAAAGACGCGCCGCUGUUGGAGAAGCAGAACGAAACACCUGACAUGCCAGCAGCGAAUUCAGUCGACUCGGCCGCUCCCAGUCUCACCCCGCAGAUCAAAAGGAGGCCGAGGACGGUGAAGAAGAAACGGGGUUGGGUGAAGGGUAGGGCACGGGGCAAAUUGCACGAGAAACAAUUGACCCUGCCCGAUCUGAUAAAAACCAAGCUGCAGAAAGACAGCGAGAGCGAGUCUUUGAUUUCGGAAAAAUCCGACGAAGAACCGGCGGUUAAGAAAGAUUUAGCCACCACCCCCAUCAGCUUGGAGAAACGGGAGAGAGUCAAGAAUAGGAAGGAGGACAAAAUCAAGAGAACUUCCAGGAUAUCGACGGAGGAGGAUUCCAGCGCCGAGGCCGACGACGAGAUGGAGAACGACGAGCUUCCCGUGACGAAAGACUCGUCGCCCGGCAGUAAAUACAAGUUUAGCAAGACUUCGCCUAUCAAGGAAGCCGUUCACAAGGAUCUCCUAAGGACGCCGACAAAAGUCGGCGAUAAGAGCGAGUCUAUAUCUCCCAAGGUGGAUAAACCCAAGUCUCCGGUGUAUUCCACCACCUCGGAAUCGGAAUUGGAGAUCGACGGACAGAAGAUCAAGACCAUAUCCCGCAAGGAGGUGUUCGAGGGGACCCUGAUAACGCCUCAUAUCAAGCAAACUGAGCCUAGCAGCACUGUGAUAACCAAUUCUAAAGAGAACAAGCAGCCCACGCCCAAGGAAAUUCCAGAGAAACCUUGCGGUGGCGAUGUCUUGCCGAAACCGUCCGAGACGACUUUCGAGAAUUCGAUGGAAAUCGAAGAGAAUAUAACGGAAUCGGGCCGGAAAUCCACGGAUAUGGAAAUAGAGAAGUUCGACGAUGAUAGGAAGGAUACGAUCAUCGUACCGAAGAUGACUUCCACGCCAAAGAAAGAAGAAAAACCUGCCUCGGAGCCAGUACAAAGCGUUUCCACCCCCGUAAUCAGCAAAGUGGACAAUGAGAAACCUCCUCAAGAAAUUAUAAAGCAGGAAUUACUAAGUUCUGUACCUAAAACCGAGUCCCUGCCGGAGAAAUCUCAAAUUCGAGUUCCCGAGGAAAACCCCAUGGCUCCCGUUGAGAGAGUCGACAGACAAAUAUGUCCCGAACCCGCGGUUACGGUUGGAAAAGUAGCGGUUCCUACUCGGGAAGUUGAAAAACCAGUAACGCACGACCACGUUGUUGAAAAACCGUCUGUUGAGGCGAUCGAAAAGACAAGUGAAAAGGUGCUCAAUCAAAUUCAACCGGUGGAACAAUCAACUCAACAGAAUCACACAUCAGACAGAACCGUCAUUAGUCAACCGGUAGAAAAACAUUUGAAAACCACUGAAAGCAUGGCUAACGACAAACCGGUAGAGAAAAUAGUGCAAACCGCUGAAAAGUCGCCCUCAAAUCAAGUCGUACAAAUGGAUAAACCGAUAUAUUACAACCAGUCAGUGGAAAAACCGUUACAUCAUACUCAACCGAUUGAAAUACCACUUAACCGCAACCAAUACACCGAAAAACCGAUUAACUUCAACCAGCAAAUCGAGAAACCGAUAAAUCACCACCAACAAGCUGAAAAACCGGUGAUACAUAACCAACCGGUUGAAAAACCAAUCAUCCAGAGCCAGUCGGUUGAAAAACCGGUGAUCCUCAACCAACCGAACGAAAGACUGAUCGUGAUGGACCAGAAACCGCCCAUGUUCGAACGUUCCCCGCCUGCGCUUCAGGAGAGCAAAGUAGAGAAACACUCUCCGAAGGAGGUGAAGCACGUACCGCAACCGUGCGACGUUAGGGAGCCCAUCAAGCCGAAAGAGGAGCCCAAGGUCUCCCCCAAACAAGAACCGAUCAAGAUGGAGAGCAGACCGAAGGUGGAAAAGUACGAGGAUAAACGUUACCACCAGAAAAUCGCUCACGAGGAAAAAACCGCUUACGACGCUCAACAAAAAGUGCACAUGGACAGCGAGAGCUUGCUGGCCAACGCGAUGGCCUCCCAGAACUACCACCACCUGUCGCAGGCGCAGUACCAGUGGCAAAGAGAGAGGCUGUGGAGUAUCUACUACGACCCAAAAAGGGAAUAUCCCACUUACUCGGUGUUACCUCAGUUCCCACCGUUGGAUAUGCUGCCGAAACAACCCAGUUGCGAGAAAGAGAAGAGCGUCUCCUCUAAAUCGCACGGACAUUCAAGCAGCCGUACGAGCGGGAGCAGCAAAUCCAAAGACGGCGGCAAAAGCGACAAGAACUCGUCACCUAGAAAAGACGAACGCAACAAGAGGAUGGAGGAGAGCUACAACCAAAUGAAAAUGGGCGAUGUUCACAAGAACUCGUCCAGUUGUUCUUACAACUCUCACAACGUGAAACACUCCACGACCAGUCCAGAAAAACCGGAGAACAAGAACAAAUCCGACCAAGACGAGCAACACAACGAAUCGAGCCAACAACAGGUGCAGACGUCCGUGAAACACACCCCGCCGACGCCCUCGGCGCCGGACAUCCCCUCGAUGGGCGUCUACACCCCCGAUUCCACCACGAAUUCCGUCCACAGUCUCCAUUACGGCCAGUGCGAGUUGGACGUGGCGCAGUUGGGGCUUGAGUCCCCGGCGAGCAUCUCCAGCGAUAUGGCGUCGCAGAACUCGGUGGAGGCCGUCAGGCCGCCGUCGGCGAUUACCCAGGCCCCCGCGCAGCAGCAGCAGCCGCCGCCGCCUCCGCAGACGAACUACGACUGUUCCGUGCAGCACAACAUGCAGCAGCAGAGCCUGCAGUCGCAGCAGGGCGCGACGGUACCCGCCUCGAGUCCGAAUAUGAGCGGGUCGGGAGCGAUGCAGAUGCCGCAGCAGCAGGCUGCGCAGAUGCACCAGAAUAGUACCAGUAAGAGGCAGAUGCAGCAGCAGAGGAACAGAUCGAACACGCCCUCAUCCAACAAGCAGCACGGCAUCAGCCGUUCCACCCCCCCGAGUGCCACACAGCAGCACGUCCAGCAGAACAGGCAGAGGGCGACUCCGCCCUCCAGCAGCGCCGCCCAGCAACUGCAGCACGUGCAGGCCAGUCCGUCGGCCCAGCACCAGGGCAUGCAGCAGCAGCAUCACGGAGGUGCCGCGGCGCAACAACUGCAGCCUCAUCUGCACCACCAGGUGGCCGCCGUGCACCAGGGGUACCAGUAUCAGUUGGGCGCUUCCCCCGUUCACCAGCACCCCCACCACGCCCACCACCACUCUGUGAUCAACCAGGGAAAUUAUAUCCCCGUGGCGGCCAGCACGCAGGCCUUCCCCUCCCAGGCUACGAGUACCUACGUGAGCGUUCCCAUGACGACAGUGAUCCAGCACAGAAUGAGUGCGCAACAAAGUGGAGUCAGUCCCCUGAGCACCUUAGGCGCUUCCCACCAGAAACUGGCUUCAAGCCCCAGUUGCGCCGUAACUUCCGGCACGAAUUUCUACAUCCAAACCAACCCCCACACCCAUUCCCACACGCCCGGGCCCACGCCCACCCCCUCGCCUGCCCAGCAGGCAAAUCCCGGUCAAACCCCCUCCGGUAACGCAAGCUGCAGCCUCGCGAAGCUCCAACAGCUCACCAACGGCCUCGACAUGAUCCCCACUUCGUGCAACACCAUGACCCCGCCCCCCACCGCUAUGACCCUCACGCCGCCCCCGACGCACCACCCGCACGCCACGAUGACCCCACCGCCGUCGCACCAGAUGAUACAGAAUCAGACGGUGCGAAACCUGACCCCGCCGUCCGCCAUACCCCCGAACCUCCAACAGCAGGUGCUGGGCUACCACAAGUACUACCAGACGAACAUGAACGUCAACCAACUGAGCGGCGCGGUGACUCCCCCCAUCGGGCAGAACCUGGGCCGGUCGGGGCGAAAUUCGAGCAACGUGGCCGCGAUGCAGCACAUGCAGACCCCCUCGAGCAGGGUCAGCCCGAACGUGACGCUCAACCCCAACGUCAUGUACAACAUGAACAGUUACCGGAUGGCCCCGCAACAGGCGCCGAGCGCCGUUACCGGUUAUAUAGCGAACACGGCGGCCGGUUUCAUCAACAACCAGAUUCCCAUGCAGAUGAUGAACAUGGCCCAGGCGCAGUACCAGGACCCGGCGGCGUUGCAGAGGGCGCAGCAGAACACGAUGUACACCGCUUACAUCAACGGGAUCAUGCAACCCCUCAACGGUACUAUGAGACGUUAAUGUCUAGUCGGUGGAUGUAUGAUCGUUGUACCCCGAAUUUCUAACUUUAUUCGUCUUUGAAAGUGGGAAACGUCGGACGUUUGAGACGUGCGAGGAGAAUUCGACGAUGGAUUGACGGAAUUUGAAGGUUAGUGUGAGUUUUUCGUAAUAAGUUUGCGUUUAUUAUGACGGAACGCGGUAGAAUGGAAAUCGGUAAGUUAUGAGUAUGACCGGAAGAAAUGAAUAAUGCCCUGUUUCGUUUUUUCUUUUUUUCAAGGAAUAUAAAAAAUUUGUUUUUUUUUAUUUAUGCUGACAUUUUUUUAUUUUAAGAUUAUACAGGGUGUUCCAAACCGCUUAAGCCCAACGGUACCUUCUUACAGAUCUAAAAAAAAACAUUUUUAUAAACGUAGAUACGGGAAAUGCUUAAAUUUUGAGUUACAGGGUGUUCAAGUUGAAAUUUCUGAGUGUUUUUUUAUGUAUUUAUUUAAAAUGCGUUAUGAUAAACAAAUUUACACAGACAUUCCACUUUUUAUCUUUUUUGUUACAUAAAAUGGCAGCUGUGAAUCAGAAUCAUUCAGGGGUAAUUACGGUAUCUUGUUGCGUGAUGUUUUUCCACUUAUUCAAGUCCAGAACUUCCCAAUUUGGAUUUUUUUACACGAAAAACGUCUUGCGUUUUUUUUACCCUGGUUUUGCACGAUAAUAUUUUUUAUGUAAAAUUUUGGUAUACACGUUGCGAGGAAUAUUUAUCUGAUAUUUUUAACGUGUAUUUUCUCGCCUAUUCAAUGAUUAUUUUGAGAAAAUCUUUUCUAAAUAUGCUUUCUCGUAUUUUGUAUCAAAAUUGAGCACAUCCGUGUUUCAUGAAUAAAAUAUUAUAAUUAAAUUAAAAUUGAAAAGUUUUUCUUGCAACAAAUACACAAA